Elgaria multicarinata webbii is the source of this 723-nucleotide messenger RNA. RefSeq names its product cysteine-rich venom protein triflin-like. Lineage: Eukaryota; Metazoa; Chordata; Lepidosauria; Squamata; Anguidae. The record is from RefSeq and is a predicted model, not a curated record. The transcript has 7 exons. Bases 1 to 723 code for a protein of 240 amino acids. Gene Ontology annotation, cellular component: extracellular region.
AUGCUUCUUCCUAUUUCCCUCCUGCUGUUGGCUGCAGUCUUGCAGCUGUCUUUAGGACAGGAUUCCUCAGAACCACUGGGUGAGAUCUCUGAAGCAGAUCAGAAUGGAAUUAUUAACGCUCACAAUGAGAUCAGGAGAGGGGUAUUACCAACAGCCAGCAAUAUGCUGAAAAUGACAUGGAAUCAGAAAGUUAGUGAGAACGCCAGGAAUUGGGCUGCAAAAUGUCAAACAAAAAUAAGUCCUUUAGAAAACAGAAUUCUGGAUGGAAUCUAUUGUGGUGAGAAUUUUUUAAAAGCAACUCAUCCCUUAUCCUGGACAAAAGUAAUCAAAGUCUGGCAUGAAAGAAGAGCUUAUUUCAAGUAUGGCAUUGGGUCAAUCAAGGGUAAUCAUUACAGUGAUCCAUUUACUCAGCUCAUUUGGUAUAAUUCAUACCUGACUGGAUGUGCAGUUGCCCACUGCCCAGAGCAUCGUACUCCUUUCUUAUAUUUCUGCCAGUAUUGCCCUGGUGGGAACAUAGUAGAAAAAUUAUCAAGACCUUACAAACAAGGCCCAUCAUGUGGAGACUGCCCUCGCAACUGUGAGGAUAAACUCUGCACCAACCCUUGCAAGUACAGAGAUGAGAUAGAAGGUUGUGAUGUACUGCAAAACAUAUCGAGCUGUGAUGAAGCACUGUUGAUAGAAAAGUGCAAGGCCACCUGUCAAUGCAGAACAGAAAUUAAGUAA